Messenger RNA from Fusarium fujikuroi IMI 58289, 2238 nucleotides. Its product is annotated as mug72-like protein. Bases 1 to 2238 code for a protein of 745 amino acids. The transcript is spliced from 5 exons. Lineage: Eukaryota; Fungi; Ascomycota; Sordariomycetes; Hypocreales; Nectriaceae. Gene Ontology annotation, cellular component: cytoplasm. The record is from RefSeq and is a predicted model, not a curated record. Gene Ontology annotation, molecular function: oxidoreductase activity.
AUGGCCAGCAGUGAGCUAAUGUCCGUUUGUUCAGUGGGAGGCAAUCCCGUCUCGGCGUUCCUAUCAUGGAGGCUCCAGGCCACCAACGCGUGUGAUGUGACGCUCGUUUGGAAGUCUGGUUACGAGCAUGUGGCACAGUACGGUAUCUCGUUUAAAUCCCCAAUAUUUGGCAACGAGAGAUUCAAGCCUAGACAUGUUGUUCGAAAUCCCGAGGACGCCGCGAGCGCUCGAGACGGCCCAUUCGAUUAUGUUGUACUCUGCGUCAAGGCGUUACCCGAUGUCUACGAUCUCGCCUCAGUCAUUGACUCCGUCGUGACCCCCCAGCAUACAUGCAUCAUCGUCAACACAACACAUACUCUCGGAGUCGAAGCUGCUUUGGAGGAGCGAUUUCCUACCAAUGUGGUCCUAUCACUUGUUUCAGGUGCUGAGCUCACACAACUCGGCCAGAGUGAAUUUGAACAUAAGGGCCCAGCAGAUAUCUGGAUUGGUCCUGCUAAUAACCCGAACAAUAUCCCACAAACCAUCCAGGAAGACAUGGCACAGGCCUUAGCCAUGACACUGAGUUCUGGUCAAGUGGAAUGCAAAGUCUCACCAAAUAUCCGCCAGCAACAAUACGAGAGAGUGAUAGGGCCUAUUGCGUUCCAUCCGAUUAGCGUUAUCUUCGAAACUCCCAGCCAUGCCUCGCUCUUGGAAAAGGUUGGCGUUAGGGACAUGGUAUCGGAGGUCAUUGACGAGCUGCUUCGUCUAGCUGAUGCUAACGGAUGCAAAUUUGAUCCCAAUUUCAAGCAGAAGACGAUCGAUGAGAUGUCCAAGGCUUCCGGAGAGAGCAUAAUGUGGCAGGAUUACGUUGCUCGAAGACCUAUGGAGGUUGAGACGUACCUUGGAUCGCCUGUCAAACUGGCUAGAGACUCGAAUAUUUCCCUUCCUCGUAUCGAGACACUUUACUCGAUUCUUCAUAACCUUAACCUGGUCAACCGCAGCAGACCCAAACCUGGCGACCCGAACGCGAAUAUCAUACCACCCGCCUCGCCCUCCGCGGCACCUGUGCCUCGAAUGCCUUCACAAAACAGCCAUCGACCCAUGAUGAACGGUAUGCCCAACGGAAAUGGUAUGCCCCCUCGCCAGCCCAGACCUCGGAACUCUUCCAACUUCAGCCAAGGCGGCAUGCGCCGUGGACCGCCCCCGAUGAACGGUGGACCACCCAAUGGUUAUGGUCGACCUCCUCCGAUGAACGGUCCUGGAUCUCGUCAAGCUUCAAGGAGAGGCUCGUUAGAGGAGACUAAUCUGGAGGAAUUCUCUCAUCUCGUUCUUUAUGAUGAUAUUCCCGAAGGUUCCGAGCCAUCCGUUAGUGGUGACCCUGCAGACAUUAAUCUAAGAGAACGAGAGUUGGCUUUACGGCAGCGUGAAAUGGCAAUUCGCGAGCAAGAAAUCCGAAUGCGUCGCGGACCGCCACCUGGCCCUCCCGGAGGCCCCGGACCUCGUCGUGGCCCUCAUCCUAUGCGCAACAGCAAGCAGGUGUUCGACGAAGACGAUGAUGACGAUGACGAUUACUUUGACCCUACUGCCAACCCUGGUCCUCCGCUGAUCGAUCCAGACAAUUUCGAUAUGAUGAGUGUUACAUCAAGAAAGAACCGAAAGGCUCCAGGACCAAGCCCUGGCCAGUUUCGCCGUAACCCCGAUGACAUGCCGCCUCCUACACGAGGCGGCCGAUUCAGGCCCAAUUUCGGCCGCAAUCGAUCUUCCCAAGUCGGUCACAGCUCCAUGACUUCUGAAAACAUCCUGGAAGACCCCCCAAACUCACUAACAGCGUCAAGGCUUGACGAGAUGCAGUACGGCCCAGGUCCCGGUGGACCCCCCGGGAUGAAUGGUGCCUAUCCCCGGCGCGCCAGCCAGUCUCCCGGGAAUCCUUAUACUCCAUCUAUGCGAGGCGGUAGCCGACGGGGAUCACCUCCGGGUGGUUACGGUCCAGGCCCAGGCAUGAAUGGCCGACCAUCACCCCCAGAUGGUGUUCGCCAACCUGUCCCUCGUCACCCACCUGGUCACGGUAACUCAGUAGCACCACAGCAAGUUGAACAACAUAUUGGGGUGAGCGCCCUCCACCAAACUAAGCCUAGGAAUGUUCGCAGUCUGACGGGUAGUGCGAGCGCCAGCGCGGGCAGUGGUGAAUUUGAUUCCGAGCAGUCUGCAAACAGCAGUCAAGGCAGCUUGCCUCCACGACCACCAAUCGGUGUGCGUUAG